Messenger RNA from Acanthocheilonema viteae, 2562 nucleotides. NCBI's taxonomy places the organism in Eukaryota, Metazoa, Nematoda, Chromadorea, Rhabditida, Onchocercidae. The record is from the annotation of a GenBank genome assembly.
AUGGGCAAGUCGAAGAAACUGAAAUCAGGCGUCGGUGAUUUGAUUUCCAAGCCUGCACUUCCACUGGAUCUGCAGAUUGAACGAAGUAGACGUGAAAGUGGACGUGAUAUAGCGCGCGUGAAACAAAAGAGAUUGAAACGGGAAAGACCGGAUGAUGAAUAUAUCGAUGAAUCGCUAUCAAGUAAAAUUCUUAAAACGGCUUGGAAACAAAAGCAAGAUAUAGAAUCUUUGGAGGAAGCAAAAACAGAUGAUGUGGUACAAAAGGAUACAUUAGAAAGGAUACGGAAAGUAAGCCUUGGAAACGAUUCUUUGAAUUCUUUAUCGGACGAUGAUUACAUCUCUGAUAGUGAUGGUUAUGAUGAUGCUAUUUUGCAAAUAAAUCCAGAAGAUGAAAGAGCAAUAGAAAAGUUUAUGUCAAAAACUAAUACUCCAUCGCGGGCACUUAACGACAUAAUAAUUGAAAAGAUUGAGAAGAAAAAAUCGGAACUUGAAUUGCAAGCAGUGUGUCCAGAAGAUGAUGACUUUGUGAUAAAGCAGAUGGAUCCAGCAAUUGUGGAAAUGUAUCGCGAGAUUGGUUUAGUGUUAUCUCGUUAUCGGAGUGGUAAAAUACCGAAGGCUUUUAAAGUCCUUCCGAAAAUGAUGAACUGGGAACAAUUAUUAUACCUUACAAAUCCUGAUAAAUGGUCGGCAGCAGCUAUGUAUCAAGCAACCAGGAUAUUUGCAUCAAAUCUUCAUUCCAGGAUAUGUCAAAGGUUUUACAAUUUGAUAUUAUUACCGCGGUUAAGGGAUGAUAUUAGUGAAUACAAGAAGCUAAAUUUUCAUCUAUUUCAAGCAUUGCACAAAGCGAUUUACAAGCCACAGGCUUUUUUCAAAGGAAUUCUUUUGCCACUUUGUGAAUCAGGAACAUGUACAUUACGCGAGGCAACGAUUUUCGGUUCAGUGUUAGCAAAAGCAUCGAUACCAAUGUUGCACGCUGCAGUUGCGAUGCUUAAAAUCGCAAAUAUGGAAUAUACUGGUUCGAAUUCAUUAUUCUUGAGGAUAUUGAUUGAUAAAAAAUAUUCUUUGCCAUAUAGAGCUAUUGAUGCACUGGUAAAUCAUUACCUCAGAUUUCGAAAAGAAGAACGACAGUUACCUGUUCUUUGGCAUCAGUCACUUUUGGCUUUCGCGCAACGAUAUAAAAAUGAUAUCAGUAAUGAGCAGCGCUCAGCUUUACUGGAACUAACAAAAGUGCAAAACCAUUAUCAUAUAACGCCUGAAGUUUGCCGUGAGUUAAUGUCUGCUAAGAAGAAAGAAAAUGAAACCGAUGGGAUGUUUCAAUUGUGGUGUGCCGACAAACAAAUCACAGCACGACUAUUGUACAAUGCUUAUGCGGAAUAUUACGUGCAGAAAAGAAUGAGGCGAAGGACACUUACUCCGCCACCGUGGGUGCCAAAGAAGGAACAAAACAUUAUUGAACCAAUUGAACCCAGCACACGAGUUUUGCUUCAGCAGUUUAUUAAACUGGAGAAGAAAGUAAAUGCCCCAGUCAUUCGAGCGAAUCCGUAUAUGUCCUUCAAAACUCCAUUAUGUGAAGUGCCUGAAGAAACGAAUCCAUCAGAAUGGACGCCGGAAUCGAAUCGUAUCGGAAUGUUGGCACGAAAAAUUGGGAUGUUUCCUCAGUGGACUACAGAUGGAACCCGGUUUCUGUGCACAUUACUAGAAUUUCCUAAGAAUCUUGUUAUUUCAGCAGUUGAUCCAGAAACUUACUAUCGAAUAAGUAUGGUGGGAAGACGAAAAGCAUAUGGCCGGUAUGGUGCUCGAUGGCGAAUCACGGUUGGAGCUGUUGAUGUUGAUCCGACAAAAUUUACUGCACGAUAUCGUGCUACUUUUGAACGACAUGGUUUUCCUGUAAAGAAACAUAUGGCAUCUUUUUUGGUUACCGAAGAUGCAGUGGUAAAGCCAGGGACAGAAUUACAUGUAUGUCAUUUCAAAGUUGGCCAGUACAUAACUGCUACGGGACAUACUGUUGAUUGGGGUUUCCAGGGUGGAAUGCAUAGAUGGGGCUUCAGAGGUAUGCCUGCCAAAAACAUCUUAUUUGUUUCCUUUUUCUCUAUGUUCAUUGUUUUCCGAACUACAAAAUCUCAUCGUCGUAUUGGCGCCGUCGGUUCAAAAGGUGACGGUCGGAUAAAGCCUGGAAAGCGGAUGCCAGGUCAUAUGGGUUACGAGUGGCGAUCUAUUCCAGGUCUUGAAGUGCUGAGGAUUAACCCUGAAAAACAGGUGAUGUAUAUUAACGGAUCGGUACCAGGUGAAACAGGAGAGAUAUUACUCAUAAAGGAUUGUUAUCACGAUAAAAAGAAAGUACAGUAUCCACAUUUUCCUACCUUUUUUUACGAGAAAGAUUUCGAAGCUGAAACGAAAUGUAAUGACGAUGAUAAUUCGCCUUUUGUUUAUGAAGAUGGUGAAUUCUUCGCCCGACGAUUAUUUAGGAUGACAAUGCCUUCAAUAGUUUUCACAGAACCUGAAAAAUUCAAAACAGCGAAAAGAGAUAAAACAAAGGCAAAAACAGCGAAAGUGAAAAAAUAA